CGCUCACUCCCACCCCCUCCCACUCACUCACACACUAACUCACAACACUCUCACACUCAUUCACCCGACUCCCACACUCACUCACACCACUGCCACACUCAUUCACAACACUCACCCCACUCCCACACUCACUCACACCCACUCACACCACUCCAACACUCACUCACACCCAUUCACACCACUCCUACACUCACGCACACCACUCCCACACUACUCAAUCACUCACUCACAACUCACCCCACUCCUACACUAAACUCUCACACUAAUUCAACGACUCCCACACUCACUCACACCACUGCCACACUCACUCACAACACUCAACCCACUCCCACAAUCAUUGACAUCACUCCCACACUCACCUCACUCACACACUCAGUCACACCACUCACAACAUUCUCACACACUCACUCACAUUACACCCACACUCACCCACUCCACUCCAACACUCACAGCAUCCAUCACUCACUCACUCCCACCACUCUAACACUCACUCCUACCAGUCACACCACUCGCAUCACUCACACCACUCCCACCACUCACAGACCACUCCCACACUCACUCACACCUCUCUUACGCUCACUCACACCACUCCCAUACUCACUCACACCUCUCAACACAUCCCCACACUCGUUCACACCACUCCCACACUCACUCACACCUCUCACUCCACCCCCACACUUGUUCACACCACUCUCACUACUCACCGCACUCCUCCGCUCACACACAACCCUCAGUCCACUCCGACGCUCACUCCCACCCCUCACCCCACUCCCACAUUCACUCCCACUCACUCACCCAACUGCCAUACACUCACACCACUCACAACACUCUCACACUCAUUCACCCGACUCCCACACUCACUCACACCACUCACCCCACUCCCACACUCACUCACCUCACUCAUACCACUCCACACCCACUCACACCACUCCCACACUCACUCACACCACUCCUCCACUCACUCACACCACUCCCACACUCACGCACACCACACACCCGAGACCCACACUCAUUCACACCACUCCCACACUCGCUCACCCCACUCCCACACUCACUUACACCAAUCCCAUACUCAUUCACACCACUCCCCCCACUCCCAAACUGACUUGCCCCAGUCUGUCACUGUGUUGCCUUAAGGCAUUACAUUUAGUUUUUUGAAUUUUAAGUUUUUGAAAAUAAUCUAGUUAAUUAUAAAAGUUAAUAAUUGCUUUACAGUUUACCAAAUAAUUUGUUAAAAUCAUUUAAUUUGUUUGUGUCAUGUGAUGUCGGCACUUCCUGUUUUGUUACUUCCUGGUUGGUAUGUUAAAGAACGAAACUCUGUUUGCAGUGCAAUCAGAGCUGAAAACUAUCCAAGCCAAUCGGCUAAGAAAGUUCAUAGAAGCAAUGUCGUAAGUUUAUUUAUAUAGAAGUGGACAUGUUGAAUAUCCAUUAUUGAUUAUGAUUCUGUCUAAAGAGGAGAAAAUAUAAUGUUUAAUACGUUAAUUUAAGCCAACUAUUUUUAAGCAUGUAGGCUACAAGCUAACCUUUACUGUGAAGCUAUGCUAAUCGCGAUGCUAAUUGUUAUGCUAACUUUAUUUUUGUUUAGACAGCAAUUUAUGUGAAUUUAAAUAAUAGUUUACAAUGAAAGUAUGCUGUAAUAAAUGACAGAGACUGAUUAUA
Ictalurus punctatus (channel catfish) is the source of this 1659-nucleotide messenger RNA. Its product is annotated as mucin-6. Lineage: Eukaryota; Metazoa; Chordata; Actinopteri; Siluriformes; Ictaluridae. The annotation marks the transcript as partial. The transcript has a single exon. The record is from RefSeq and is a predicted model, not a curated record.